CUUCGCCAUCCUGCAUCUCCCCCCCCCCCCUCUGCCCCGUCGUCCCCCUGCCCCGCCUCUCCGUGUUGCCUCUCCUGCCCUCCCCGUAGUCCCGUAGUCCCGCAACCCCGCAGCCCCCCGGCAACCCCGAGAUGUACUCGGUCUAUCUCUGCCUCGGUCUGUUGGCCGUGGCGCCGAUCGUGGCCGCCUCCUACAUGGCUCCCCCGGUGAUCGGCGGCAAGACGCCCAAGAAGUCCGCCGCGGCUGAGGUCCUCGGCGAGUUGGACGCCUACACCUUCCCGAUCUACGGGUCGAUUAUGCUCUUCAGUCUCUUCCUCAUUCUGAAGUAUGUGCCGAAGGAGUGGUCGGUUCUGGCCAUGAAGGCCUACUUCACCCUGAUGGGUGUCUUCCUCACUGUGGACACCCUGCGCGACGUGAUGAUCGGCGGUCUGGCGCGCAUUGGCAUCAAGGUCCCCGACUACGAGGCCAUCUCCCAGCAGGCUGAGGGCGCGGCUCCCGCACUCGACGGCAGCCUCUUCGGCCGCCUGACCCGCCCCUACCACCUGCGCCUGUCGCGCUUCGGGUCUUCCGAGUAUCUCUUCGAGCUGGACUUCGACAUCUUCCACCUGCUCAGCAUGGCCAUCACCCUGCCACUGAAUGUGGCCUUCUUGAUGACCGGCAACUGGAUUGUCAACAACAUCCUGGCGCUGCUCUUCUCCUACCGCGCCCUUUGCUCCAUGCGCAUCGACACCUUCCGCACCGGGUUCAUCCUCCUGGUGGGGCUCUUCUUCUACGACAUCUUCUGGGUCUUCGCCACUCCGGUCAUGGUGCAUGUGGCCAAGAACAUUGACGCCCCGGUCAAGCUGGUCUGGCCGUCAGUGGGCGCCGAUGGGGCGGUUCGCUUCUCCAUGCUCGGUCUUGGGGACAUCAUUAUCCCAGGCAUCUUCAUCGUCCUCACGAUGAGCUUCGAUCUGUUCCUCAAGAAGAAGCGCAUUCUGGCCGACCUCAAGCGCAAGUCGCCCGACGUGCAGAACCCCUCGCUGCCAACCAUCUCCGUCUGGACGCACGGGGCCAAUGUGUACUUCCGCUCGGCCAUGCUGGCCUACUGCCUUGGCCUGGUGGCCACCGUUGUGGUGAUGAUCUUUUUCAAGUCGGCCCAGCCUGCCCUGCUGUAUCUGUCCCCUGCGUGCAUUGCCGCGGUGGCCAUCCCGGCCUUCCUGCGUGGCGAGUUCAAGGACGUCCUUUCCUUCAACUCGAGCUCCUUGGAGGAGGACGAGCCAACCCCCGAGGCAACCGGUGCGGCGGCCGUCACUGCCGACGCCGACAAGACCGACUAGGCUACCGGCAUACCCCUCCUCGACCUUUCUCUCUCUCUCUCUCUCUC
Fonticula alba is the source of this 1363-nucleotide messenger RNA. RefSeq lists its product as hypothetical. The coding region runs from base 132 to 1316 and encodes 394 amino acids. The transcript has 6 exons. Gene Ontology annotation, cellular component: lumenal side of endoplasmic reticulum membrane; cytoplasmic side of endoplasmic reticulum membrane; membrane. Gene Ontology annotation, molecular function: aspartic endopeptidase activity, intramembrane cleaving. Gene Ontology annotation, biological process: membrane protein proteolysis. The record is from RefSeq and is a predicted model, not a curated record. NCBI's taxonomy places the organism in Eukaryota, Rotosphaerida, Fonticulaceae.